Molecule: messenger RNA, 1445 nt
Organism: Alligator sinensis (Chinese alligator)
Lineage: Eukaryota; Metazoa; Chordata; Crocodylia; Alligatoridae
Gene: LMO4
Product: LIM domain only 4
Source: RefSeq, a predicted model, not a curated record
CUUGUUGGAAAGAAACCCGAAGUGAUUUGAAAACGUUGGGGAACGGUUUAAAGAGGGGAAGCAGGAAAUGCAGCUUCAUUAGGGGUCUGGCUGGAAACUGGAACAAAAGGCAGUUCCUUGAGCAAAUGCAUCAGAAAUCAAUUUACAUAAAGGCCAUGGUGAACCCCGGCAGCAGCUCGCAGCCUCCCCCGGUCACCGCGGGCUCCCUCUCGUGGAAGAGAUGCGCAGGCUGCGGGGGGAAGAUCGCCGACCGCUUCUUGCUCUAUGCCAUGGACAGCUACUGGCACAGCCGGUGCCUGAAGUGUUCCUGCUGCCAGGCGCAGCUGGGCGACAUCGGCACGUCCUGCUACACCAAGAGCGGCAUGAUCCUGUGCAGAAACGACUACAUCAGGUUAUUUGGAAAUAGUGGUGCUUGCAGUGCUUGUGGACAGUCCAUUCUUUGCAGUGCUUGUGGACAGUCCCUUCCUGCUAGUGAGCUGGUCAUGAGGGCACAAGGCAACGUCUAUCAUCUUAAGUGUUUUACGUGCUCUACCUGCCGGAAUCGCCUGGUCCCAGGAGACCGGUUUCACUACAUCAAUGGCAGUUUAUUUUGUGAACAUGAUAGACCUACAGCUCUCAUCAAUGGCCAUUUGAAUUCACUUCAGAGCAAUCCACUACUGCCAGACCAGAAGGUCUGCUAAAAGGUCAGAGUAAUGCAGAAUGUGUGCCUUCAUCUCAAAUUUUGUUCAUCACAGAUGGAUCCCAUGUCUCCAGUAGACAAGUCACCUUUUGUAGCUAGCAUCAAUGCCAGCUCCAUGCCAUUGCACCUUCUUUAUUCUUGAUUGCCCUUUCCACAUUUAUUGGUGUAUUAAAAUGACUGAAUAUGAACAUUAAGGACUCCAUGAACCUGGGCUAAUAGGAGACCGUAGAGAAAAUGAAAAAAAAGAUCCACCAGAGGACAUCUUUUGGGGGGAGGGUGGGUGGGGAAAAUGACUAAUGAAGCUAAUUAAAAGAAGCAUUGAAAACUGCUUUCUACCCUCAUUAACAAUUAGCAGGGCACUGGCCGGAGUUUGUACCCUGUGUUUUACCUUAACAACAUUCUAUUUGCUCUUUGUAUAUUUAAGUGUUGUAAGGAAAUGUGUUUCAAUCAAACUGAACAUGAGAUAAAGGAAAGAUGUGGCUUUUGUGAUAUUCUAUCACAAACACUUUUAUUGUAUCUCUGUAAAAUACAAUGUAUGUAUGCAUGUAAGUGUUUUUGUCCUAAUGUUGCUACUUCCCACGGCAAAAAAAAAAAAAAGGCAAAAAAGGAGGAAAAAAAGUCAGGCUCAUAGCAGCUACUGUGUAGAAACUUUCACCUACUUCUAAUUUGCUGAAUGAAGAAAAAUCUUUUAUUUGUGAUAUUUUCAGAGACAUUUGCUCUAGUAUGGUGUAUUUAAAUAAUAAAAACUUAAAACGAAAACAUUGAA